Molecule: messenger RNA, 1809 nt
Organism: Entamoeba nuttalli P19
Lineage: Eukaryota; Evosea; Mastigamoebida; Endamoebidae
Product: protein kinase domain containing protein
Exons: 2
Coding region: 1-1809 (602 amino acids)
Biological process (GO): peptidyl-threonine phosphorylation; peptidyl-serine phosphorylation
Cellular component (GO): cytoplasm
Molecular function (GO): ATP binding; protein serine/threonine kinase activity; protein tyrosine kinase activity
Source: RefSeq, a predicted model, not a curated record
AUGACAAUAGUCACUUCCUCAAAGAUAUGGAAACAACCAGAAAUGUAUAAUCAUGAGAAAGAUAAUGACAUCAAUGAAUCAGUGACGAAAAAAUUAACAACAGGUUUUAUUCAUAAUUAUCAAAAAUGCAAUCCUCAGAUUGAUUUUAAUACUUUUAUCGUUCGUCGUAUCUUAACAAUUCCAAGUACUCCAUUACCAAAUAACCAAGAUGAUAAUGAGUGUUAUAACUUAAUUGUUAGAGUAGAUGAUAUUUUAGGUGCUGAUUUUUCUACCUCUCAAUAUCGAGUUAUUGGAUUAUUAGGUCAAGGUUCUUUUGGUGAAGUAUUUAGGUGUUUAGAUUUACAAACUAAUCAAUUAGUUGCAGUAAAAGUUUUAAAAAACCAACUAGUUUAUUUAAGACAAGGAAUGUUAGAAUUAGCAAUAUUAACAUUAUUAAAUGGGUAUUAUGACCCAAUUGGAGAAUUUCAUACAAUAAGAAUGAUGGAUCAUUUUAUGUUUAAAAGUCAUUUAUGUAUUGUUUGUGAAUUAUUAUCAAUUAAUCUAUAUGAUGCAUUAAAAAUGAAUGAUUAUAAAGGACUUCCAUAUAAUUUCAAUCAAUCAGUUUGUAAACAAUUAGUUUGUUCUCUUCAAUUGUUAAGAGAAAAUGGAAUAAUUCAUUGUGACAUUAAACCAGAGAAUAUCAUGUUAUUAGCUUCAUCGUCAAAAAUUCGUUUAAUAGAUUUUGGUUCAGCAUGUUUCCAAGAUAGUCCAUUAUAUACUUAUAUUCAAUCUCGCCAUUAUCGUUCUCCAGAAAUUAUUAUUGGAUUACCAUAUUCACCAGCAAUAGAUAUGUGGUCAUUUGGUUGUGUUGUUGCUGAAUUAUUUCUUGGGAUUCCUUUAUUUGCUGGAAGUAGUGAACAUAAUCAAUUAAGUAAAAUCAUCCAAUUAAUUGGAAUGCCAAGUACAACAUUAUUAAAAAAAGGAAGUCGAACUGAUGAAUUUUUUUGGAGAAGAAGACCAUCACCAAAAAUUGUUCAACACGAAAAUGGUGAAGUAAGUGCUGUAGAGACAUGUGAAGAUGAAUAUUUUGUAUUGAAGACACGAUACGAAUAUGAAAAAUCUAUGAAUACACACAUUACAGCAAACAAAAAUUAUUUCAGUGAAAGUACCUUAGAAGGAGUUAUUAAAAGUUGCAUGAAUGAUAUUGAAAUGAACGAAGAAGAAGCAGAUGUGUUGAUUGAUUUUUUGAAAAAAAUCUUUGUAUAUGAUCCAAAUGAACGAAUGACUCCAACAGAAGCAUUAAACCAUCCAUUUAUUAAGAGUAUUGAUAGAAAUAAUCCUAUAAAAGAAAUGAAAGAAAUAAAAGAAAUAGAACGUAUUCGGUGUGUUAAAUUAACUGGAGAAGAGGCAAAAGAAAUAGUAUUUCCUAAUAAACAUGAUAAUAUAGAAAUUUAUAAUGCAGAAAAUUAUUAUCGAACUUAUGUAACUGCAUUACAACAUGGAAUUGUUUUAAAUAUAUUAGACCCCAACCCAUUCUCAUUACCUACAUUAGCAGUAUUUCAUCCACAACUUGGGUUUGCUAUUUUACUUCAUAAAAAUAAUGUUAGUAAAAAUGAAGGUGAAUUUGUUCCAUUACCAUUUAAUAAAUCAAAACGUGUUACUGUUGAACAAAAAGAAGAAAAAACACCUAUAAUGACAUUUUUCGAUGGAAGUACGGUUGUUACUGCAACUCCUGUUUAUAAUGAACAAAUGAUGUCAUUGUAUGAACAAGCUCAAAAAUCAACUGAUGACUAUAUGUUAACUUAUAAUUUUGACAGUAUGUAUAAUUAA